AUGUUGGAGAAGCCAAGUAAAACAAAGUCGAGUCCGGAUAAGCGAAAUAAGAGCAAAUAUUACAGGUUUCAUAGAGACCAUGGACAUGAUACUUCGAAGUGCUUUGACUUGAGAGACCAGAUCGAAAACCUGAUUAGGCAUGGCCAUCUGAAAAAGUAUGUUGGGAAGAAAGAUUCAUGUUCUUCUCAAGGGAAAAGAAAGUUCGAUCGAACAAAUCAUGACGAUCAAGACAAAUCUCCCUCACUCAAAAAAAUAGAAGCGGCUAGAAAAAGGCCCGUGGUGAUAAACACCAUUUUUGGUGGUCCAAGUGGAGGACAGUCAGGCAAUAAGAGGAAAGCCCUCAUUCGAGAAACUAGCCACGAAGUCAAUACAUCAUAUGUUCGGUCAACGGUGGCAAUAUCUUUUUCUGCAGACGACUUGGAGGGAGUUCAUUUACCACAUAAUGACGCCUUGGUGAUCUCACCUAUAAUUGAUAAUAUGCAGGUCCAGCCGGUACUCAUCGAUGGAAGGGCAUCCACCAACAUACUCUCACUCUCAACAUAUCUUGCUCUAGGAUGGGAGAAAUCUCAACUGAAACGAUGUCCAACACCCCUAGUCGGCUUCUCAGGAGAAAUGAUCGCAGCGGAGGGUUGUACUGACCUCCCAGUCACUAUUGGGGAAAAUGACAACAAAGUUCGAAAGGUUAUAGAAUUCGUCAUGGUUGAUGGUGCGUCAGCAUAUAACGCAAUAUUAGGACGACCAUAUAUACACGAACUGCAGGUUGUUCCCUCCACAUACCAUCAGGUGAUGAAGUAUCCAACUCCCUGUGGCGUAGAGAUCAUCAAAGGCGAACAGAAGGCCUCACGAGAAUGUUAUGCGACGGCACUGAAAGGUACUCGGACUUAUGCCGUCAUCAUUGGGACUACUUCAUCCGAAGUGACACCAGGCGAUAAGCUCAACAAUGAACUCGGAUGGGGAACGUCGAAGCAAGAGCUCAAGCAAAUUAAGCUAGGGUCUGAUGAAAAGGUUGUCAGCAUCGGAUCGGGGCUAAAAGCUCAAAUACGAUAA
Molecule: messenger RNA, 1047 nt
Organism: Momordica charantia (bitter melon)
Lineage: Eukaryota; Viridiplantae; Streptophyta; Magnoliopsida; Cucurbitales; Cucurbitaceae
Source: RefSeq, a predicted model, not a curated record